AUGCAGGACUCCGCAGCUUCCGCCCGGCCACCAAUCAAGGUAACAGCCACAGUGGAGACCCACAUGGAGCUGGUCCCCAUCGCCCCUCGCACCCACCAGCUGAAUGCGCUGCUCCAGGCAGCCCCGUACAUGGGCCCUGAGGAGGAGGGCGACCUGCGUUCGACCCCGGCGCAGGGGCGGUGCACGCUGGCCGACCUGCUGUCGCACGUGCAGAUGAGCGAGGGGGAGCUGGCCGCCGCGCUGGCGCAGCGGGGCGCCCUGGAGCUGGACGGCAGGUGGUGCGCGCUGCACCCCUCCUACGCAGACACCGCGCUGCAGCUCAUCUUCCUCUGCGCCGGGGAGCGGGGCUGGGACCUGGGCGCGACUUUGCCCCGCGCCGACAUGCACGCUGCGCUGGAGCAGAGCGGCAUGGACCCCCGCGUGGCAGGCCACUGCCUCGAACGCUUUGGGCGGGCGGGGGUGGCGGGGGAGGACUGGGCGCUGGAUCCAAAGGAGGCGUGCCGGCAGGAGGCGCGGCGCCAGCUCAGCGAGCGGCCGACCUGGAGUUGUGGGGACUUUGAGGCGUCGCUGCGGCACGCGCUGCCAGAGAGCGUCCCCGCCGACCUCUCCUGCCUGGGUGGCAUUGCCGUGAUCGACGAGGCCUCUGCCACCCUCCAGUACCUGCCCCUGGACUCUCUCCCCGCCGACCCAGCAGGCCGCUUUGGCGCCCUAUUUGCCAUGAGGCCCAGGUGGCGACUGGAGGAGUUGGAGCCCUACCUCCAGGGCCUGGCGGACCCGGGCCAAUCCCUGGAGGGGCUGCUCCUCAAGUAUACACGAGCAAUCCAGGCCCAGCCCUCAUGCCCAGUGCUCUACGCCGCGCGGUGA
Auxenochlorella protothecoides is the source of this 864-nucleotide messenger RNA. RefSeq names its product Sister chromatid cohesion protein DCC1. The coding region runs from base 1 to 864 and encodes 287 amino acids. Gene Ontology annotation, biological process: maintenance of mitotic sister chromatid cohesion; mitotic sister chromatid cohesion. The record is from RefSeq and is a predicted model, not a curated record. Gene Ontology annotation, cellular component: chromatin; nucleus; Ctf18 RFC-like complex. The transcript has 4 exons. Lineage: Eukaryota; Viridiplantae; Chlorophyta; Trebouxiophyceae; Chlorellales; Chlorellaceae.